This is a messenger RNA of Neltuma alba, 926 nucleotides long. RefSeq lists its product as uncharacterized. The coding region runs from base 91 to 567 and encodes 158 amino acids. The transcript is spliced from 2 exons. The record is from RefSeq and is a predicted model, not a curated record. Lineage: Eukaryota; Viridiplantae; Streptophyta; Magnoliopsida; Fabales; Fabaceae.
GCGGGCCACAACAGGAGGAAACGCAGAGGCAGAGCAGAACGUUUUUGCAAUUCCCUCUCAGAUCGCAAAAUCACAGUGCAAUUCCAAAUCAUGAACCCCAAAGUUGCCCUUCUCUCCUUCUUCCUUCUGCUUCUCAUAUCUUCUUCGUUGCAAAAUCCUAACCCUGAAACCUCGAUUUCCUCCCUGUCGCCGUCUCCGGCUCACACCGAGCUUGCAAGCUAUGGCUUCCCUGUUGGCCUUUUACCCGCCACCACAGUUUUACGUUACUCCGUCGACCAGACCUCCGGCGAAUUUUCUGUUGAACUCGGUGAUAUGUGCAAGAUCACGCUCCCUCCCGAUAACUACGUCGCCACCUACUCCAAGAUGAUCACUGGCAAAAUUGUCAAGGGCAAAAUAGCGCAGCUGGAUGGUAUAAGAGUCCGGGCUCUCUUUAAGUGGUGGUCUAUCACAGGGAUUCGCUCUACUGGCGACGACAUAGUGUUUGAAGUUGGGAUGGUCACUGCGAAGUAUCCUACGAAGAAUUUCGAUGAGAGCCCUGCCUGUGAGGGCCAGCGCUCUUCCUCCUGAAAGGGUACAUUUUCGCUUUCUCCAUGGUCUAAGCAAGGUGACUGUGUCCAGGACCCACCAUUUAAGUGCAAAUCAACCCGAAGCCCUGUCUGUGGCCGAUAAAAAUAAAUGUUACGAGGUUUAGUGCAUCAUGUACCCAUAUAUUUAUAUAUAUGACGUCCGGAAUCCACUCUGUUGUCACUUUCAUGGAUAAUUGUCAUAUCUUUGCUGGGCUGUACUUUGAAUAUUGUAUAUUUGAUGCUCUUCUUACUUCUGCUAUGUAGUAUGUACGCUGCCUAUAUCUGUAUCGAAUGAUGUACCUAUUUGUAGAACUGUAUUAUAAUUGAAGUAUUUGAAUACCAUGGAUUACUUACGAAAAA